This is a messenger RNA of Dama dama (fallow deer), 2223 nucleotides long. It is a transcript of the gene B4GALT3, whose product is annotated as beta-1,4-galactosyltransferase 3. Gene Ontology annotation, molecular function: glycosyltransferase activity. The transcript has 5 exons. NCBI's taxonomy places the organism in Eukaryota, Metazoa, Chordata, Mammalia, Artiodactyla, Cervidae. Gene Ontology annotation, biological process: carbohydrate metabolic process; galactosylceramide biosynthetic process. The coding region runs from base 175 to 1458 and encodes 427 amino acids. The record is from RefSeq and is a predicted model, not a curated record.
CCCCCUCUAAAAUUGGAAGGAAUGUCCUCCAGAGAAUGCUCUGGAAUGGCCUUGGGACCUGAAUGAUGUAAGCAUUCUUGGGGGUAGGGACUGAGUAGGCGGUAGGAGUGGUUUGAGGGAGGGGUGGUGGAGAGUGAAACUUAGGCUGGAAGUGACAGGUGGUGCGGCCUGCUGAUGGUUACAUUCUAUUUCCUUUUGUAUAUGUGUGUGUGCCCUUGUGUGACUUUGUUCUUUUCCUUUUUCCUCUUUACCCCUGCCCACCACCUUCAUCAAUACCCGAUGAUCUCUCUGCUGGCAUGCUGUCUUCCUGUCCCCCCCAGAACUCUCCUCUCUCUCUCAUCCAGACCUCAGCGCAGGAUGUUGCGGAGGUUGCUGGAGCGGCCCUGCACACUGGCCCUGCUUGUGGGCUCCCAGCUGGCAGUCAUGAUGUACCUGUCGUUGGGGGGCUUUCGAAGCCUCAGUGCCCUCUUUGGCCGAGAGCAGGAGCCGACAUUUGACUAUUCUCAUCCCCAUGAUGUCUACAGUAACCUCAGUCACCUGCCUGGGGCCCCUGUUGCCCCAGGGGGCCUUCCAGCUCCUCAAGGCCUGCCGUACUGUCCAGAACGAUCUCCUCUCUUAGUGGGUCCCGUGUCCGUGUCCUUCACCCCGGUGCCGUCGCUGGCAGAGAUCGUGGAGAGGAACCCCCGGGUGGGGCCGGGGGGCCGAUACCGCCCUGCAGGCUGUGAGCCCCGGUCCCGGACAGCCGUCAUUGUGCCCCACCGCGCCCGGGAGCACCACCUGCGCCUGCUGCUCUACCACCUGCAUCCGUUCCUGCAGCGCCAGCAGCUUGCUUAUGGCAUCUAUGUCAUCCACCAGGCUGGAAAUGGAACAUUUAAUAGGGCAAAGCUGCUGAAUGUUGGGGUGAGGGAGGCCCUGCGUGAUGAAGAAUGGGACUGCUUGUUCCUGCAUGAUGUGGAUCUCCUGCCAGAGAACGACCACAAUCUGUAUGUGUGCGACCCCCGAGGACCUCGGCACGUUGCUGUUGCCAUGAACAAGUUUGGAUACAGCCUCCCAUAUCCCCAGUACUUUGGCGGGGUCUCGGCGCUCACUCCUGACCAGUACCUGAAGAUGAAUGGCUUCCCCAAUGAAUACUGGGGCUGGGGUGGUGAGGAUGAUGACAUUGCUGCCAGCCUGCCCGGGUCAGGCUUUGCAUGCUGCUCCCCCUUCUGUCAUCCUUCAGUCCCUUGGACCUGGUUAGUAACAUUCCCGGGAGAGAAGACAAGAUCAAUACAAUCAAUCCCAAUAGUGUCAUGGGAUUCCAGAGCUGGAAAGGAGCCUAGAGACUGUUUAGUCCUGCCUCUGCUAGGAUUGCAUCCAAACCACUUCCUGCAGAGCUGGAAGAGGAAAGGCUCUGCUCCACAGAGUCCAGAAUCACUUUUUUUUUUUUUUUUAAAUAAAGGGCCUGUGCCAUUGGCAUGAUGCCAGCUUAUUUUUAGCAUGUGAAACAUUUUGACCUUCAGCCUCAGCUGACCCAAUUUCAUAUGUCAUUUGACUAUUUGGGCUUGAUAUGCUGGGCCCCUUGCCUCUCCUCCUGCUUUGUCCUCUGGGAUGACAUCUCUAUGAAUUCUUGUCUUCUGUAUGUGUGUAAAGCACCCAGCAAUUUCUAAAUGUAUGUAUUCUUUCAGUACCUUCCCCAGCCAUCCUCAUUCUUGCUUCUGUGUAUCAGAAUUGGAGUUCAUUUCUUUCCAGGCCCUGAUUUCCUGGUUCCACCCUUUUCUUAAAUGUAGGUGGGGGGUAGGAGUGCAGCAGAGCUGAAGCUGCUCAGCCACUAAUCUCAGUAAGAAUUGCUGAACUUGGGUCUGUGGUUCCCAGUCUUGUCCUACCUUUUUUGACAAAAUGGUUCCUCUCCCUGUCCUUUCCAGACAGCAAAGGCAGCUCCUGGGAGCCAUUUAGGAAACAGGUGGGAGGUGCAAACCUACCCCCGCCAAUUGUUUAUAGGCCCCAGGGUGCCUGCACUAGGCCCUGAGGAUUUGGAGACAACCAGCUUUUACAUUCUCUUCUGCCUUUCCUUCUUUCUGUUUGACUUUUCUGUUCGCCCUUCCAGUACUUGGCCCUUUGUCGAGUUAGUAAUAGUUAUUCUUUGUGUAAAGAAACAUGCAAUUCCUUCCUUGCUGGCCUUAGCUCUUCUUGCUCACCUGUCAGCAGCUUUCUUCCACUCCGGAUCCUCCAAGGUACCCUCGCUUU